Molecule: messenger RNA, 1814 nt
Organism: Cladocopium goreaui
Lineage: Eukaryota; Dinophyceae; Suessiales; Symbiodiniaceae
Source: the annotation of a GenBank genome assembly
AUGGUCGACCCGAUAGGUCGCCGGAAGUUGUUGCGACUGGCCAUGGCUGGCGAUGGACAGCUUUGCGUCAAGGGCUUGAGGGAAGACAACAGAGCCUCUGCGGUGGCAGCGUCACGGCUGCAUUUCACGCGCCUGGGGCCUCAGAUGGCACCGGAUGGCUAUGCGGUUGCAGAUCCGAAUGAGGUGGAGACGGGAUUUCUCUUAGACCUGCCUUUGAAGUGGAUCAGUGGCUGGCCGGAGGGCCAGAAGCAAUAUCCACAGAAGUCUGGCUCCGUUUGGUUCGACUUUCCCGCCCUGUGGGGUGAAGUGCUAGAGUCCUUGAUCGUCCAUGCGCGGGACCCUGCCGUGGUUCACUUGUUGGUGAACUUUGCUUCGGCGGAGGGAGCAAAGACGAUGUUUGAGCUUCUCCACGGACGAUAUGUCUACAAUCCUGCAGCAGAAGAUGACACCUAUCCGGUCAGAUGUCUCUUGGGCCACUACCAGGAUCUCAGACUCUAUGCCGAGGGUCAGAAGGCGCUCGAAGGCCGUGGUUUCGUGCUCCGGCGUCGUGGUGCGCCAGAGACGGGAGUCCCACAGGUGAUCGAAGUGAACCAACGGCGCUUAACCUUGGGCCGCGAAGAGGAGUUUGCCAAUGUGGUGAUACAGAAACCGCACAUUUCAAAGGCCCAUGCGGUGCUGGAGCUGGUCGCUGGGACGUUGUCGAUCCAGGACACCUCCGUGAACGGCACCUGGGUCAACGAACAUCGAUUGGCCAAUGGGAUCCGAGUGGAGCUUCACCCCUUUGACAAAGUCUCCUUCCUGCCGGCCGGGCACCCCGGGGCACCCCGGGGCACCCCGGGCACCCUUCAUGGCUUAAAAAAAGCGGCUCACCCAGCCUACAAGGAAGCGCUGGUCUAUGAAGUCCGACCAGCUGAAGAAGCUCGAGAAGCUCCUAGGUCCAGAACGCCGGAACGGCGGCGGAAUUCCGACGCCAUCGAUGUGAGGCCCCACACAGCGCCCCUUUCAGCGCUCGCGUCGCUCGCUGAACCUGUGGGCUUAGCCAAGAAGCGAAAGGUCGUUGCGUUGCGAGGAGUGGUGCAGAUCGAUGACGAUGAAGAUGUGGCACGGGUUUCCCCAGAAAAGGAUGAAUUGCUGGAGGCCGAGGAUGUUGACCGCUGGGCUCGGCAGCUGGAUGGUGGCAGUUUGGUCGAAUAUAUCCCAAAGUUGACAUCCUUGUUCGACAGCGUGUCUCAGAUAAAAAAGCGCUACAGUGGCAAACUCAACGACUUCUACGAGGACGUGCAAGUGCAAGACGAAAAUCAUCGUUUGGCAUUUGCCAGUGCUUUGCGGGUCCGAGGGGCCUCAGUUUUGGGAGACAUGAUGACAUGAUGAGACAUGUUUUAUCAUGUUUUGCUGGGCAAUCGGAUAAAAAAAAGCAUCAUCAUCUUUCAAUAUCUUUCCAAUGCGUCCUGGACUGGGGAUUUUGGAGCUGGAAAAAUGAGAUGUAAUGAGUCAAUGAGGAGGUAAAGCAUGGUAAAGCAUGGUAAAGCCCAAGAAAAUGGUCGUGCCCAAUCGGUUGAUGAUUGACUGUCGACCCCUGUACGGGAUGAUGCUUAAAAUGCUCCCCAGUCAUGGUUGAUGGAUGGUGAAUGUUUCAUGGUCAAAAUGGCAUUUUCGUGGCAUUUUACGCCUGGUAAACCAUGCUUGACCAUGGAAAAAACCACAUGAUGCUGGUUUCUGGUUUUGCUCAACUUCGUGGCACUGUCCAUAUGGCAUGACGCCAUGCAUCAACUAAGGCACUGUCCAAAUGACGACAGACGCCCUCCGAGACAAAA